GGUCUAACUUAUCUAACGGUUAUUAAGUAUGACAGAACUUGACUAAAUGCAUGUGGGUAAUUUAUAUACGACAUUCAAAUGACGCGAGAAUAAAUAGGGACACGGAGACAUUUGGCGCCCUCAUUAAUAGAUACAUUUCCCCCGUGUUAGUAUUGCGAAUAUAAACAAUGUUUUAUAUAUUGUUAAUAUUUUUUGGCUUGGUUCACACGAGUUUUGCUUUGGGAGAUUUAAUACCAUCAGAGAAAGUACCAAUAUCUGAUGACGAUCGAAAAGAUGUAUCAAAAAACCCAGAGAUAAACUACGAAAAGAUAGUGGGCGGUGUUGAGACAGAUAUAGAGAAACGCCCAUAUCAGGUGGCUCUGAUAUUGGACAACAAAUACUUCUGUGGUGGAUUUAUCAUAAGUGAGAAUUAUGUUUUGACUGCGGCACAUUGCGCUGAAGGAAUCUCUCCAGAAAACGUGACAAUGCGCGUCGGUAGUUCAUGGCGAAGGAAUGGCACUAUAGUUCCCAUAUCAGAGGUGUGGACACAUCCGCAGUACGGACAACCUACGUUCGAUAAAGACGUCGCUGUGCUCAAGACAGCUUCUCCCAUGGAGUUCAAUGACUAUGUUCAACCAGUAGCUUUGCCUCCUUUAGGCCGACCUAUGGUGGGCGGAACUGAUAUUGAAGUCAGCGGUUGGGGGCGGACUCAGCAAGGAGCCCCUUCAAUACCCGAGAGGUUGAUGGAAGUGACUAUUCCUGUAGUAAACUAUUACCAGUGCUUCUUGUCAUACUAUGCUUACUUGACGAAGAAUAUGUUUUGUGCCGGUAACUUCUUUUUGGGAGGAAAGGGAACUUGUCAGGGUGACUCCGGUGGAGCAGCAGUUCAAGAUGGUUACUGUGUUGGCAUAGUAUCAUUCGGUCGUGGUUGUGCGCAACCAUUAUCGCCAAGUGUGUUCGCCAACAUCGCUCAACCCGAUAUAAGGAAUUUCAUUAAAGAACAUACCGGUUUAUAGAAUAAUUGAAACGGCAACCCUGGACGGUCUCAGAUCAAUUAGACUCUCGGUCUUGCCCUCAAUAUCCGUUUCUCUUAUCUUGCAAUUUUCUCAAGUCAACUGGAUCUACUUUUUUAUUUGAAAGUACUUGCUCAUUGUAAAGUAAAGUGGUAUAAAAUUGUGAGACACGAUUAUUUCGAAUGCUUAUAAUUUUUUAUCAGAUAUUUAAAAAUAGCUUUCGAUAAUUACUAUUAUCAAUUUUAUUAUUAUAAAUGCGAAUGUGAGUUUGUUUAUUUGUUACUCAUUCAUGUCUAAACCGCUGAAUCUAUUGUAGUGAAUUUUAGUAUAGAGAUAGUCGGGAUCCUGGAGGUUGUUAUUAGGUUACUUUUUUUUAAAUUGCUUGUAUUCAAAUAUCGGCUCAUUCAAAAAUAUUUAAUACAUAUACAUAUAUAUAUAUAUAUAUAUAUAUAUAUAUAUACAUAUAUUGUUAAAAUUGCAACAGUUCAUUUUAUGGGACACUUUAAGGGUUUAACGAGAACCUUGGGUAAGAUUUUGCUAUACAUUGGCCGGAGACCCCAGAAGUUAUUUCGUUAAGGGCCUACACAGUUGAGGGACAGUCCCCGGGGCAUUUUUAACUUGGCCCCUUUAUUAGAUGCUUUUUAUUGAAAGAGUCAUGUUGUCUUUCUGUCCUUUUGUCAUCGUAUCAUGCUUAUUUUUUUAUAUUUAGUACGACAUUUAAUCACAAAAAUAAAGUAAAAAAAAAAAAAAAACUAAGAGCAUUAAAGUUAAAAUUAAAAGUAUUCCAGACAAAUUUUUUAUACCAUAAAGGUGGUAACCAAGCAUACAGCCCGUCUGAUGGUAAACGGUUACUGUAGCCUAUGGACGCCUGCAACACAAGGGGUUUCACGCGCGCGUUGCCGACCCUGAAGAAACUUUACUAUACCCUUUUUGAAGUACCCCAAUAUUAUAUCUGGAGUGUCUCUAACGCUUUUAAAUUUUAUACCUGUAUUUUAUGCAUCGUAAUAAAAAGAGUUUUUUUGAAAUAUUUAAAUUCUUUUAAAAUUUAAAUAAGGACAUUGUACUUAAUAAAGUGUGCCUCUCGUCUGCGUAGGCAGACCUCCGAGUAAUUAACAUACAUAUGUUAACUUCGGAGGUUGAAUUUACUGUUAAAAUUGUAUUUGUAAAUUUACCUAUAAUAAUAUAUUUAUGAAUAUUAAACUAUGGUUUAAAAAUAAACA
Messenger RNA from Galleria mellonella (greater wax moth), 2212 nucleotides. Its product is annotated as trypsin-7-like. The record is from RefSeq and is a predicted model, not a curated record. The coding region runs from base 168 to 995 and encodes 275 amino acids. Gene Ontology annotation, molecular function: serine-type endopeptidase activity. Lineage: Eukaryota; Metazoa; Arthropoda; Insecta; Lepidoptera; Pyralidae. The transcript is spliced from 5 exons. Gene Ontology annotation, biological process: proteolysis.